AUGAUUGAGCAUAUAGAUAAGCAUGGAUUUAUUUCAAAUGAACCAAGAACUGACAGCACAUUAACACAUUUUCAGGUGAAUGCUCGCAUUGAGAAGUGGAUUAACAUGCUAGCGAACUGGCCUGACUAUUCAAACUACUCAACUUCAAAAUAUAAAGCUCUCAAACGUAGAUGUCGCAAAGGUAUCCCUAGCAACAUCCGCAGCAGGGCUUGAUUUAUGCUAUGCAAAGGUCUUGAAGUGAAAAACAGCUACCCCAAUCACCUAUAUUUUAGGCUUUGUAACCGUGAAGAAGACCCUCCUUGUAUGCAUGAUAUUACAAAAGAUGUAAAUCGGACCUUCCCUGAGCAUGUGCUAUUUAUGGGCCAAGACGGUCAGCAUUCUCUGACCAACGUUUUGAGAGCUUAUGCGUUUUUAGAUCCAGAAAUUGGAUAUUGUCAAGUUAAUUAAGUUAAUUAAUUAAUCUGGCGAUAAGCGGAGUUAACCACUAGUAUUUGCCUUGUCUUGGUUCCAAAAAGUCAGUCUCCGUAUACCUCGGAGUUCAAAUAAGAAAUGGAAGGCUGCUUUUUGGAUUUCCGAAUCUAAACAAUAUCUCCAAAAGAUUAGCCCCAUAGAGCAGAGCAACCUCUAGAAGAGUACUCCAAUGGUCCGAUAAGGAAGGACCAUGUAGUAGGUAAAACCUGUCUGGCCUAUCUGGCAGGAACAUAAAAGCUUUUGGUGGAGAAACAAAAUUGCCUCUUCGCAAGGCAUACUCAAAACCUGAAGGCCUACUUCAAAGGGAUAGAGGCACUAUUUUUAGCUUCAUCGGGAUGGGUCCAAAUUAUCCACAAGGAGUGCCUAAUUUCCGUCACUAUCACCAUUUUAUUUCUAUCUAGGUAUUGUCAAGGAAUGGCAUAUAUCGUUGGAGUUUUUCUGAUGCAUAUGGAUGAAGAAAGUUCUUUUUGGAUGCUAGUGAGCUUUAUGUACAAUUACCAAAUGAGGGGCUAUUAUAUGCAAGGGAUGACAAAAGUCUAUCAAAGUUUAUAUAAAGCAAAUUAUUUGCUAAAACUGCAUGAACCUUCUUUAUGGAAAAAGUUUUCUGAUGUAGAAUUCUACCCCCAAAUUUAUGCUACACAAUGAUUUAUGACUUUGUUUAUAGUUCAAAAUAGAGAAUGAUAUCAUCUAUUAUAUAUUUUCAUUGUUUACCUUUUUAUUGAAAAUUUGCAAUUUAUAAAUUUUUAAUUUAUUUUUUAUACUAACUCCCUCCAUAUGCGAACAUAAAAAUUUUUUUUUCUCUAACUCCCCCCCCUCAUCCUUGAUCGAACGGCUCGCCAUCGUUCGAUCAAGGAUGGGGGUUAAAAAAUUUUUUCUGGGAAAAAAAAAUUAUAUAUAAAAUAAAAUAUAUAUAUAUAUAUUUUUUAUUUACUUUUAAAUAAGAGGGUUAAGAGUAUUUAAUAAUUAUUUUUUAUAGCAAAAAUUUGAAUUAAUUUCAUAAGAAUACAAAUAUUUAAUAUUUUGAUUUAUUAGUCACCCCUUUAAAAACUUUAUAAAUUUUAAUUUGUUCCUUAUUGAAUUAAAAAAUUUUUGUUUUAAAUUUUAAAGAAUCUCUAUUUUUUAGAUUAUUAAAUUUUUAAGCCUAGGUUGAUGACUAAAUCACUUCGAAUGGUUGAUUCCGUAGCUUUUUGUCGUCUCAAAGUCUCUGAAAACAACUUCAUUAUGUACAUCUUCCCAAGCUUCUGAUAACUAAUAUAUAAAAAAUUUGCAUGAUAUGGAAAUCGUUCGAUCAAGGAUGGGGGUUAAUUUUCCCAAUUUUUAGGAAUUUUUACAGUCAAUCGUUCGAUCAAGGAUGGGGGGGAGUAAUUUAUUUUAAUCAAAAUUUUAUUUUUUUAAAUUAAAAAAAAUCGAAAUUCGCAUAAAUUGGAAAGUAAGAAUUAAUGUAAUUCUAAAAAAUUCUUUUUAAAAAUGCAAUUUGCUUAAAAUUUACCAGAAUUAGCUAGAGAUUUAAUUAUAAUACUUAUCACUUAUAUAUCAAAAUAUUUUAUAAAAAAAAUUUUACAUUUACAACAUUUUUUUCACAAAGGGUAGGCUUUUACCCAUAAAAUAGGUAUUUUUCCAAUGGUUUUGUUUAGGCGCAAGGGGAGUAAAUAUUCUAUAAAUUAGCUUCUCGCCAGUUAAAAUUCACUAAAGCCUAAAGUAAGCAAAUCCUAGUAAAUUCCAUUUUUAUAUAACACCUAAUUUAAUAAAGGAGCUUACAAGCUCUUCGUAAGAGUAUAUAUUUUCAUUUAAAAUAGACACAGUUCUGAGAAUAUGGGACUGCUUUUUACUAGAAGGUCCAAAAAUUAUUUUCCGGGUCUUUUUAGGAUUCUUUAAACUGUACAAAAAUGAGCUGCGAGAUCUAGAUUUUGAAAAUCUGCUGAUGGCUAUACGAAGAAUAGAAACCAAUUUAGAUGCAGAUUCCCUACUUAGAGCUGCAUUUAGCAUCUCAUUAUCUAGAAAAGAACUAGCAGAUAUAGACAGAGAGUACCAAAACUCUCCUAACCCUGCGCUUUUAAAUUAA
Blepharisma stoltei is the source of this 2533-nucleotide messenger RNA. Lineage: Eukaryota; Ciliophora; Heterotrichea; Heterotrichida; Blepharismidae. The record is from the annotation of a GenBank genome assembly.